UGCGGAUCGAACUCACGGACGGUCCAGAUCAAUUCGAACGCACAGGACGCUUUCUUCAUCGCUCGAUCCUCACCAGUCUCUGCACGAGAGCGUGUGGUUCCAUUUCCAUGGCCUCUCCACAGAACCUCCUCCGUCCAUCAUCAAGGAUUCUCGUCUUGUUCCUCCUCCUCCAAAGCUCCGUCAACGGCGACCCUCUGCAGCGGCUCGAUGACCCUAAGUCUUGCCCUCCUCCGUUCACAUGCGUGGACGGCCUCACCGUCCGCUACCCUUUCUGGCGCCAGAACGCGCCGUCGUUCAACCACUCUUCGUCCUCCUGUGGCUACCGAGGCUUCAACAUCUCCUGCGACGACGACGACGACACCGCCGUGCGAACUCCGACCCUCUACCUCUCCGACACUCUCCUCCACGUCAGACGCAUCGACUACCGCAACCGCACGGUCACGCUAGCCUACGGCAUCCAACCAGCGGAGUCCACCUGUCCCCUCCCGCCUCUCCAUGGCGUCACGGUCCCGGUCGCUUCUCCGUAUAGCUACGGCAGAGGCACCAGGUUCCUGCGGUUCUUCCUCAACUGCUCGCUGUACCCACCGUCCCCGCGGCCGAUCGACUGCCUCGCGUGGGGGGAGCGGCGGUCCUACUUGUUCGCGGCAGACGACGUGCCGGAGUUCGACUGGCCGGGGUACUGCGAGUCGGCGUCGACCGUCCCGGCGAGGAGCGCGGGAGAUGGGGCGGGGGCUUCUGUGGUCGUCGAUUAUGGGAAGGCUCUACGAGACGGGUUUGAGCUGACGUGGCACGUGGAUGGGGAGUGCGGCACGUGCGAGGAUAGCGGCGGGCUUUGCGGUUUCUCGUACGGUGGCGAUGUGAGGAGGAAGAGCUUCUUCUGCAUUUGCUCCGACGGACGUCGUCGUCGUUCGGGUGGUUGCCACGGUGAUCUUGUUCCAACCAAGCUGUUCAAAUAUGAACCCAACUUCGUUGCAACCGGUGCGCUUAUCUCUGGUGUUCUAGUCAUGGCUACCGCAAUUUUCUAUCUUCUCCAACAGAAGAAAGCAACCAUUUACAGACCAAUUUCCACUGGGAGUCACAAGCUCCAGGAAGCCUAAUGUGUUUUGC
Molecule: messenger RNA, 1107 nt
Organism: Rhodamnia argentea
Lineage: Eukaryota; Viridiplantae; Streptophyta; Magnoliopsida; Myrtales; Myrtaceae
Product: LEAF RUST 10 DISEASE-RESISTANCE LOCUS RECEPTOR-LIKE PROTEIN KINASE-like 2.1
Exons: 3
Coding region: 108-1097 (329 amino acids)
Molecular function (GO): polysaccharide binding
Source: RefSeq, a predicted model, not a curated record